This is a messenger RNA of Onychomys torridus (southern grasshopper mouse), 1745 nucleotides long. RefSeq names its product casein kinase 2 alpha 1 (gene Csnk2a1). The record is from RefSeq and is a predicted model, not a curated record. Gene Ontology annotation, cellular component: cytosol; nucleus; protein kinase CK2 complex. Gene Ontology annotation, biological process: protein phosphorylation. Lineage: Eukaryota; Metazoa; Chordata; Mammalia; Rodentia; Cricetidae. Gene Ontology annotation, molecular function: protein serine/threonine kinase activity; ATP binding.
CUUCCGCUUCCGGCAUUGGAGGCUGUAGCCUCGCUCUGGUCCCUGCGGCUGGCGGCCGAGCCGUGUGUCUCCUCCUCCGCCGCCGCCAUAUUGUCUGUGUGAGGAGAGGGGAGCGCGGCUGCUGCCGCUGCCGCUUCCACCGCAGCCAAGAACUUUGGGUGGAGUCAGAGAUUUCAUCCUGCCAUUCUGGGAGCUGGCAACAGGGAAAUUAUGAAUGCAGCAGCCUUGUGCAGCAAAGAGAACCCUAGCUGACAGUCAUCAUCAGCGCCAGAUCUCCAGUCCUACAGCCAUAAGAAAUUUGAAGAAAAUAGGUCUGAAACAAGGUCUUAUCCACAUCUGUCUCUGAAUACAGUGACUGCCAGAUCUUCAAACAUCAAAUUCAGCUUUGUCUGCCAACCUGUCUGACAUGUCGGGACCCGUGCCAAGCAGGGCCAGAGUUUACACAGAUGUUAACACGCACAGACCCCGAGAAUAUUGGGAUUAUGAGUCACAUGUGGUGGAAUGGGGAAAUCAAGAUGACUACCAGCUUGUUCGAAAAUUAGGCAGGGGCAAAUACAGUGAAGUGUUUGAAGCCAUCAACAUCACAAAUAAUGAAAAAGUUGUUGUUAAAAUUCUCAAGCCAGUAAAAAAGAAGAAAAUUAAGCGUGAAAUAAAGAUUUUGGAGAAUUUGAGAGGCGGUCCCAACAUUAUCACACUUGCAGACAUUGUAAAAGACCCUGUGUCACGAACACCCGCCUUGGUUUUUGAACAUGUAAACAACACAGACUUCAAGCAAUUGUAUCAGACAUUAACAGACUAUGACAUUCGAUUUUACAUGUAUGAAAUUCUAAAAGCCCUGGAUUAUUGUCACAGCAUGGGGAUUAUGCACAGAGAUGUAAAACCCCAUAAUGUCAUGAUUGAUCAUGAGCACAGAAAGCUAAGGCUAAUAGACUGGGGCUUAGCUGAAUUUUAUCAUCCUGGCCAAGAAUAUAAUGUCCGAGUUGCUUCCCGAUACUUCAAAGGUCCAGAACUACUUGUAGAUUAUCAGAUGUAUGAUUAUAGUUUGGAUAUGUGGAGCUUGGGUUGUAUGCUGGCAAGUAUGAUCUUCCGGAAGGAGCCAUUUUUCCAUGGACAUGACAAUUAUGAUCAGUUGGUGAGGAUAGCCAAGGUUCUGGGAACAGAAGAUUUAUAUGACUACAUCGACAAGUACAACAUUGAAUUAGAUCCACGUUUCAACGAUAUCUUGGGCAGACACUCUCGUAAGCGAUGGGAACGCUUUGUCCACAGUGAAAACCAGCACCUUGUUAGCCCUGAGGCCUUGGAUUUUCUGGACAAGCUCCUACGAUAUGACCACCAGUCACGGCUCACUGCAAGAGAGGCCAUGGAGCACCCUUAUUUCUACACUGUUGUGAAGGACCAGGCUCGAAUGAGUUCAUCUAGCAUGCCAGGGGGCAGUACACCUGUCAGCAGCGCCAAUAUGAUGUCAGGGAUCUCUUCAGUGCCAACCCCUUCACCCCUUGGACCUCUGGCAGGCUCACCAGUGAUUGCUGCUGCCAACCCCUUGGGAUGCCUGUUCCAGCUGCCGCUGGCGCUCAGCAGUAAUGACCCCCAUCUAUCUCCUGAUGCCUAAGCAGAGGUGGGGAAGUCCACCCUCUCCUUGAUGCAGCUUGCGCCUGGUUGGGAGGGGUGAGGACUCUUCAGAAGCACCGUCUCUGAACCGUUGCUUGUGGAUUUAGUAGUUGAGUCAUAAAAAAAAUUAUAAUAGG